UUGUCAGUGGCUAAAAACAAACUGCAGUCUCCAACCAGUUACUGGCGGUAAUGAACUGGGUUCUUCCGUCGUCGUAAAGAGAAGAAGAAAAUCCGGAACUAGGCUGCUCUCGACAAAACGUCAGAUGACAGGCGAAUCUAAACAAUAACAAAUACACACACCACCAAAUUAGUUAUACAAACCAUAUGCCAGGGUUAUAAUUUACGGGGUGAAGCAUGGCAUUUAUAACGGCAAACUGGAAUCCGCUCGGGGAAGCGUUUUACAGGAAGAUCGAGCUGUAUGAGAUGGGAUGGAGCUUGAGAGAUGGGCUCAAGGAAUGCCUGGUGGCAGCAGCCCCAUACGGGGGACCGAUCGCUCUUCUAAGGCAGCCACAGAGGCCUUCCUCCAGCGCACGGCCCCAGCUGGAGAUCUACUCUUCCUCAGGCGUGAACAUGGCCAGCUUCCCGUGGAAGAGUGGCCCAGUGAGACAGCUGGGUUGGACGGUGUGUGAUGACCUGCUGUGUAUCCAGGAGGAUGGCACUGUCCUCAUCUACGACCUGUUUGGUGCCUUCAAAAGACACUUCAGCAUGGGCAACGAUGUGGUUCAAAACCAGGUGCUGGAAGCCAAGGUGUUCCACUCGCCCUACGGAACCGGUGUCGCCAUAGUGACGGGAGCCUCACGCUUCACCCUGGCCACGAACAUUGACGACCUGAAGCUGAGGAGACUCCCGGAAGUCCCAGGCCUCCAGGGGGCACCCUCCUGCUGGGCAGUGCUGACUCAGGACAGACAGACCAAAGUGCUGCUGGCCAACGGAGCUGACCUCUACAUACUGGACAACACAUCCUGCACCCCUGUGACACCUCCAGGCCUCUCUCCCCAGGCCUGUAGCAUCGUGAACAUGGCUGUGUCAUUCAGCUAUAAGUACCUGGCUCUGUUCACAGACUCUGGACACCUGUGGAUGGGCUCAGCCAACCUCAAGGACAAGCUGAGUGAGGUGGACACCAAGGUGAGGACCCCUCCUAAGCAGAUGGUCUGGUGCAGAAGGCCAAAGAGCCAGCAGCCCUCUGUGGUCAUCAUGUGGGACAGGCUCCUACUGGUGGCCGGAGAGUGUACAGACACCAUCCAAUACACUCUGGAUGAGGAGAGUGUGUGUGUAGCAGAGCUGGAUGGAGUGAGGAUCGUAGGAGGGUCCAGGCAUGAGCUGCUGCAGGAGGUGCCCUCGGCCUGCCAGGACAUCUUUAAAAUCGCCUCCAUGGCUCCUGGAGCUUUACUACUGGAGGCACACAAGGAGUACGAGAAGUCCAGUCAGAAGGCAGAUGAGUACCUGAGAGAGAUAAAGGAACAGAGUGUAUUGGGGGAAGCGGUGAGACAGUGUGUGGAGGCUGCCGGUUAUGAACAUGAACCAGAGACCCAGAAAACACUGCUCAGGGCUGCGUCGUUUGGGAAGUGUUUUCUCAGUAACUACCCACCAGAGCCAUUUGUCAGUAUGUGUCGAGACCUGAAAGUUCUCAACUCUGUCCGAGACUACACCGUGGGGAUCCCCCUCACACACACACAGUACAAACAGAUGACUGUUCAGGUCCUCAUUGACAGGUUGGUGUACCGUAAGCUGUAUCCCCUGGCCAUUGAGAUCUGUCGCUAUCUGAAAACGCCAGAGUACCAGGGAGUCAGCAGAGUUCUUAAGCACUGGGCCUGCUGCAAGGUCCAGCAGAAAGAAGAGCCUGAUGAGUCCAUAGCACAUGCUGUCAGUGUGAAGCUGGGUGAGGCAGCAGGAAUCUCCUACUCUGAGAUCGCUGCCAGAGCAUAUGAGUGUGGCAGGACGGAACUGGCCAUCAAGUUGUUGGAGUUUGAGCCUCGUUCUGGGGAGCAGGUCCCCCUGCUACUGAAGAUGAAGAGGAGUCAACUGGCCCUGAGUAAAGCUAUAGAGAGUGGAGACACAGACCUGGUUUACACGGUGGUGACAUACCUGAAGAACGAGAUGAACAGAGGAGACUUCUUCAUGACGCUCAGAAACCAACCGGUAGCCCUGAGCCUCUACCGACAGUUCUGUAAGCACCAGGAACAGGACACACUGAAGGAUCUGUUCAACCAAGACGAUGACCAUCAGGAGCUGGGUAACUUCUACGUCAAGGCCAGUUACAAGGAGAAGAAGCUGGAGGCUCGCCUGUCUCUGCUGCAGAGUGCUGUGGACGAGUACAACAAGGCCAGGAACGAGUUUGCAGCCAAGGCGACAGAGGAGGAGAUGAAGCUGCUACGGUUCCAGAGGCGUCUGGAUGAGGAGAAGGGAGAGGCUCUGCUGGGCCUGUCUCUCCAGGAGACUCUGCAUGCCCUCCUCACCUCCAACUUCCACAAGCAGGCUGAACAGCUCUACAGGGACUUCAGGGUGCCAGACAAAAGGUACUGGUGGCUGAAGCUGACCGCUCUGGCAGAGAAGGAUGACUGGGAGGAGAUGGAGAAAUUUGCCAAGAGCAAGAAGUCCCCCAUUGGCUAUCUACCCUUUGUGGAGGUGUGUGUGAAACAACACAAUAAGUACGAGGCCAAAAAGUAUGUUUCCAAGGUGACGCCAGAGCAAAAGGUCAAAGCCCACCUGGCCAUAGGUGAUCUGGAGGGGGCAGCCGAGGCAGCUAUAGAGAGGAGGAGUGAAGGAGAGAUCAGCACUGUCCUGUCCCGCUGUUCUCCCACCACAGACCGAGCCCUGCUGGAGAGACUCAACCGAGCCAGAUCCACUGCUGCCAAAAAGUGACCUUCCUGAAAUCCUAUUCAAACCACAAAAUAUCUCACUGUCGAAAAAGUGAGCCCUAUCAAAAACGCACUAAGAACUGUUGCUGUUGAAAAGUGACCCGUCAACCACCAGUCACCCCAGCUCCAGCCUAUGUCCUGCUUCAACCACGUUUGGAGGGGAAGGAGUGAUUUGGGAAAGAAAGACAUUCCAAGCUAACACACACACACACACACACACACACACACACACACACACACACACACACACACACACACACACACACACACACACACACACACACACACACACACACACACACAGCUUAGACAAGCUGAUAUCAACAGCACUCCCAUACUAACCAGUCAUGAAAGAAAUGUGCCUCUCGAACUGUCUGUUUUAGCCAAGAGAUGCAGUGAGAUCAUCUCAAUUCACAAUGAAUUGCAGUCAUAUUGUAUAUCCUGUGUUUUCAAAUCUGUUCAAAUGAAGGAAGUGAGAGAAGUACAUCACUUUUGACUAUUGAGAAGCACAGAAUGCUCCCAUUUAGUGUCUGCUGUAAGCUGCUUGUGUUACUGACUCUCCUCUCCAAAUCAUGUGACUGUUGAAUUAAUGAAACCAUGUUGGUGUUGUUCACACACUGCAGACAGUUGUCUUAUGUUGUAUCACUGAAUAAAUGCAUUCCUUUGUAAAGGAGCUACAAAACGA
Molecule: messenger RNA, 3404 nt
Organism: Salvelinus fontinalis (brook trout)
Lineage: Eukaryota; Metazoa; Chordata; Actinopteri; Salmoniformes; Salmonidae
Product: vacuolar protein sorting-associated protein 16 homolog
Exons: 19
Coding region: 216-2723 (835 amino acids)
Biological process (GO): vacuole fusion, non-autophagic; endosomal transport; intracellular protein transport
Cellular component (GO): endosome; cytoplasm; lysosomal membrane
Molecular function (GO): actin binding
Source: RefSeq, a predicted model, not a curated record